Molecule: messenger RNA, 2313 nt
Organism: Peniophora sp. CBMAI 1063
Lineage: Eukaryota; Fungi; Basidiomycota; Agaricomycetes; Russulales; Peniophoraceae
Source: the annotation of a GenBank genome assembly
AUGAAUAUCUUCCGCAGCCUUAUGGGCCGAGUUUGGCACGAUCCCAAUGCGGCAGAAGUCGUCAAGAUAUCCACUGGCCAACUCUACCUCGUCCGACCGGGGAACGUUCGCUCCGAGCGCGAGUGCAUUUAUAACGAUGCUAUGGCUACCAUCCGCCGCGUGCCUGCCGUAGAGCACAACUUCCAGCUCGUGGUCACGCGGGUGUACGAGGAUGGUGAUCAGGAGCUGCUGGACGAUGAAGAAGAGACCGACGAGGAACGUGUAUUUCUCAUCAGCGAGGAGCUCGAGUUCCGCACAGGGGAGACGCCUGAAGGCGACCCGCGUCUCAUCUGGCGCGAUCUCCAGGGCGAUGUCGACGAGUUUUACGAGUUCGUUGCCGCGGGGACCAACGGGCCCACCCGCGCCUUCUUCGAGACCUGCAUGUAUCGUGCCAUGUACGAGCGCAAGUACAGGACCAGCGCCGAUAGUACUCAGGAUUCGGAUUUGGAGGAGUUUGUUUGGAAACCGUCAACGACACCCAAGCCCAGCGGCAGAAAGAAGAGAGUCAUCAGUCACGGAGAAGAGGAGGACUUGACCGCAGCCAUGAACUCUAUGGGCGUAUCCCCCCAGCGCGAGCCUUCCGAUGCACCCUCCACCCAUGCCGCCGCCGAACCCGUGCCAGACGACGACCCUUCCCUUGAGACCCUCCUUGCGGAGCCAGCCACCUUACUAUUCUGGGAUAGAUCGGUGAUGGGUUAUGGAGAAGAGGGCAUCGUGACCGCGAAGAUCGUCGCGCUCAAAGACGAACCGUUUCAUUACUUCCUCAUUGCUUCGAGCGCCGAAACGGGACAAAUGCUCGCGCAUAAGAUCUCGUCUAGUCUCAUUCCUCGGUGGCAUGCUCCCAUGUGGGCUCUUUCAUGGAAUCAUGUCAGCGAUGCUGGAGACCAGAAUAGCUGGUGUCUUCACUUUCAGUCACAGGACGGCUUCGACCGUUUCCAAGAGGAGUUCACGAAGAAGGUCUGGGAGACGCUGAACGGGACACCCUGGGAGAAGAUCAAGCCGGAUGAGCGUCGUUACGUGCUAAGCGCUAACGUGGAAGACGUGGAGAUGAAGGAGGCCGAGAACGACUCUGAUGACGAAGAAGCUGUCAAAGACGAGCUUGAGGAGGAAGGGAGUGAAAGCGAUGACGACAGACCGAUUCGAGAAGAGGGGAUGUUACCCGCGGAUUUCGUGCACGGCAAGAACAAGUUGCUCAACGUCGGCUACAAGGGUGAUCGGUCCUACGUCACUCGCGGCAAUAAUAUAGGCGUAUUCGGUCACAGCAAUGAGGGCCUCAAGUUUGUCGGAUCGAUAACCAAGCUGAAGGACAUGAAGGGCAAGAACUUCGACCCGAAGCAUAUGAUGUUGCACGAGCAGGAUAGCAAGUUGGUGCUCCAGAACCCCGAUGCACCGAACUCCCUGUUUGAGCUCGACCUUGAGCGUGGCAAGAUCGUCGAAGAGUGGAGGGUGCAUGACAAUGUGGCCGUCAGUCACAUCGCGCCGGACAACAAGUUCGCCCAAACUACGCACGAACAAACCCUUGUUGGCGCAUCGCACAACGCCCUCUUCCGCAUUGACCCUCGCGUGUCUGGAAACAAGAUGGUCGACAGUCAAUACAAGCAGUACACGGGCAAGAAUAAGUUCUCUGGUGUCACUACGACCGCUUCUGGCAAGCUUGCCGUCGCGAGCGAGAAAGGAGACAUCCGCCUGUUCGACAGCAUCGGAAAGAAUGCGAAGACGGCUUUGCCGCCGCUCGGAGACCCGAUCAUCGGAAUCGACGCCACAUCUGACGGCCGCUACAUCGUGGCAACGACGCAGACAUACCUGCUUCUCAUUGACACCCUGAUCGGGACAGGGCGAUACAAAGGCCAGCUCGGCUUCGAUAGGAGCUUCCCUGCUGACGCAAAACCGCAACCUAAGCGACUCCAGAUCCGCCCUGAGCACGUCGCGUACAUGAACCACAACAUCUCGCUUUCGCCAGCUCGCUUCAAUACCGGUGAAGAUACCGAGGAGAAUGCGAUUGUCACUUCAACUGGUCAGUUCGUUAUCGCGUGGGACUUCAAGAAGGUCAAGAAAGGACAGCUGGACAAGUACGAGAUUAAGAAGUACGAGGAUCUCGUGGUGCAGGAUAACUUCCGUUUCGGCGAUGACAAUGAGAUCAUCGUUGCCCUGGAGAAUAACGUUCUCUCACUGUCCAAGAAGCAGCUGAAGCGACCGACUCGCACUUCGCUCGCUCCGGAGACGGAUCGUAGGCGGUCGCGGGGAGGCAGUGGCAUUGUGCGCGAAUAUCGUUGA